AUGCCACCCGAAGAGGUGCAGAGACUCUCUAGAGUCAGGAAUAUAGGCAUUGCGGCCCACAUUGAUAGCGGCAAGACAACAGUUACCGAACGUGUUCUUUUCUAUACUGGUCGAAUCAAGGCUAUCCACGAGGUAAGGGGCAAAGACGCUAUUGGUGCGAAGAUGGAUUCCAUGGAACUCGAAAGGGAAAAGGGCAUCACCAUUCAAUCUGCGGCUACAUUUUGCGACUGGGAAAAGAAAGAGAACGGCAAGGAAGAGACUUAUCAUUUCAACUUGAUCGACACGCCUGGCCACAUUGAUUUUACAAUUGAAGUCGAGAGAGCUCUUCGUGUCCUUGAUGGCGCCGUCAUGAUUCUUUGUGCCGUCAGUGGCGUUCAAUCGCAGACUACCACCGUGGAUCGUCAAAUGAAGCGAUAUAAGGUUCCCCGAGUCUCUUUUAUCAACAAGAUGGAUCGCAUGGGUGCCAACCCAUGGAAAGCCGUGGAACAAAUCAACUUGAAGCUAAAAAUGCCGGCCGCCGCAAUCCAGAUUCCUAUUGGAGCUGAAGAUGAGUUCGAAGGUGUUGUUGACUUAAUCGAGAUGAAGGCGAUGUAUUUCGAAGGCCCCCGAGGAACCAAAGUCAGAUCUGAUGCCAUUCCUGCUAGUUUACGAAAUCUUGCAGCAGAGAAACGUCAGAUACUUAUCGAGAAAUUGGCCGAUGUUGAUGACGAGAUCGCGGAAAUUUUCCUUGAGGAGCAGGAACCCAGCAAUGAGCAGAUCAAGGCAGCUAUUCGACGGGCCACGAUUGCGCGCAACUUCUCACCCGUCUUGAUGGGCUCUGCUCUGGCGGACAAGGGCGUACAGCCAAUGCUCGAUGCCGUUUGUGACUAUCUACCAAACCCAUCUCAAAUUGAGAACACUGCUCUCGACAAGUCCAAAGACGAACAAGCCGUCAAAUUGGUACCAUACAACUCGUUGCCUUUCGUUGGACUUGCGUUUAAGCUCGAAGAGAACAAUUAUGGCCAGCUUACGUACAUUCGUGUUUACCAAGGAACCCUUACAAAGGGAACAUACCUGUUCAACUCCCGAACAGACAAGAAAGUCCGAAUCCCCCGCAUUGUCAGAAUGCACUCCAAUGAAAUGGAAGAUGUGUCUGAAGUUGGUGCAGGGGAAAUCUGUGCGGUAUUCGGGGUUGACUGUGCAUCAGGAGACACAUUCACGGAUGGAGGUCUGCCUUAUACUAUGUCGUCAAUGUUUGUCCCAGAUGCCGUCAUGUCUCUCUCCAUUAAACCAAAGCGAACGGCCGACGCAGACAAUUUUAGCAAGGCCAUGAAUCGGUUUCAGCGCGAAGACCCGACGUUCCGGGUGCAUGUGGACCCUGAAAGCGAAGAAACUAUUAUCUCCGGCAUGGGCGAAUUACACCUGGAGGUUUAUGUUGAGCGGUUGAAGCGUGAGUAUAAGACAGAAUGUAUCACCGGACAGCCACGUGUGGCUUACCGAGAGACGAUUUCUCACCGUGCUGAGUUCGAUUACUUGCUUCGUCGACAGAGCGGCGGGCCCGGAGACUUCGCCCGUGUGGCUGGAUGGAUCGAGCCCAAUGAUACGCCGGAGGACAACCACUACGAAAGCCAAGUUGUUGGUGGCCAUAUCCCAGACAAAUUCCUAACAGCCUGUGCUAAGGGUUUCGACCUGACUUGCGAACGUGGUCCUCUUCUCGGCCACAGAGUCAUCGGUACUAAAAUGAUCAUUAAUGAUGGUGCUACCCACGUCACGGACUCCUCUGAUUACGCAUUUAGCCUGGCGACACAGAUGGCCUUUCGAAAAGCAUUCACCGAUGCCGGUGGCCAGGUUUUAGAGCCAUUGAUGAAGACAACCAUCGCAGCACCUAAUGAGUUUCAGGGCAAUAUUCUAAUGCUCAUGAAUAAGAGAAACGCGACCAUCCACGACACAGAAAUUGGCAACGAGGACUUUACAUUAAUUUGUGACUGCAGCCUCAAUGCCAUGUUUGGCUUUAGUUCUCAACUAAGAGCUGCAACGCAGGGAAAGGGAGAGUUUAGCAUGGAAUUUAGCCAUUACGCCCCUGCUCCUCCUCAUUUACAGAAAGAGCUUAUUGCCAAAUACCAGGCCGAGCUCGAAGCGAAGAGAACGAAAUAG
Messenger RNA from Metarhizium album ARSEF 1941, 2133 nucleotides. RefSeq names its product elongation factor G 1. Gene Ontology annotation, biological process: mitochondrial translational elongation. Bases 1 to 2133 code for a protein of 710 amino acids. The record is from RefSeq and is a predicted model, not a curated record. Gene Ontology annotation, cellular component: mitochondrion. NCBI's taxonomy places the organism in Eukaryota, Fungi, Ascomycota, Sordariomycetes, Hypocreales, Clavicipitaceae. Gene Ontology annotation, molecular function: GTPase activity; translation elongation factor activity; GTP binding. The transcript has 3 exons.